UCCUACCUUUGGGUCUUCUUAAAUCCCCAUGCAUUCUUCAAAUUCACGUAGAGAAUAGUCUUCCUGUGUAAGUCUGUAUACAACAAGCCCCUCUCACCAUGGCAAGCGUCCUACACUCCAACCUAGGUGUGUGGGAGAGAAAAAUCCCACUCCGGCAAUCAAAAACAGAUUUCUCCGGCAAAGCAAACUACCCCUCGAUCGCCCUCUUGCAAUUAGACAAGCUAGCCAAUGGAGGUAGCCACUUAAAGGGUCCCUCUCGAAUGGUCCGGGCUCAAGCUGUGACUUCUGAGGUUCCAAAACGGUCGUCCACCGAAAUUAAGACCCCAACUCUCCUAACCGAGAAGGAGAAGAUGCUUGCAAAUUAUGUACCUGUCUAUGUCAUGCUCCAAUUGGGUGUUGUUACAGCUGAAAAUGUGUUAGAAAACAAAGAAGGGCUGAGGAAACAGCUGAAGCAACUCAGAGCAGCUGACGUGGACGGCGUGAUGGUGGAUAUAUGGUGGGGCAUCAUAGAGAACAAGGGCCCCAAGAAAUGUGAUUGGAGAGCAUAUAGGAGCCUAUUCGAGCUUGUGCAAGAAUGUGGGCUGAAACUUCAGGCCAUCAUGUCAUUCCAUCAGUGUGGUGGGAAUGUGGGGGAUAUUGUUAAUAUACCCAUCCCACAAUGGAUCCGAGACAUUGGAGAAUCGGAUCCGGAUAUCUACUACACCAAUAGAAGGGGCACCCGAAAUAUUGAAUACCUUAGCAUUGGUGUUGAUAAUCAGCCCCUUUUUGGUGGCCGUACAGCUGUGGAGCUUUAUAGAGACUACAUGAAGAGCUUUAAGGAGAAUAUGGCGGAUUUCUUGGAAGCUGGGCUCAUUACUGAUAUUGAGGUGGGCCUGGGCCCAGCUGGUGAGCUCAGAUUUCCCUCUUAUCCACAGUCUCAAGGAUGGGUAUUUCCAGGAAUUGGAGAAUUUCAGUGCUACGACAAAUAUCUGAAAGACGAAUUCAAAGAGGCCGCAAUGCAGGCGGGCCAUCCCGAGUGGGACGUGCCUGAUGAUGCAGGGGAGUACAACGACACGCCCGACUCAACUGAGUUCUUCAAAAAGGAUGGGACGUAUCUCACCGAGAAAGGAAAGUUCUUUCUGACAUGGUACUCAAACAGGUUGAUUAUUCAUGGCGAUCAGAUCCUUGAUGAGGCUAAUAAAAUUUUCUUGGGCUAUAAACUCAAGCUAGCAGCUAAGGUAUCAGGAAUUCACUGGUGGUACAAAGCUCCAAACCACGCCGCCGAACUCACUUCAGGAUACUACAACUUGGACGAUCGAGAUGGGUAUAGAACCAUAGCGAGGAUGCUGUCGAGACAUUACGCCAUAUUGAAUUUUACAUGCAUUGAGAUGAGAGACUCGGAGCAGAGUGCAGAAGCUAAAAGUGGGCCUGAGGAGCUCGUUCAGCAGGUGUUGAGUGGGGGUUGGAGAGAGAGCAUCGAAGUCGCGUGUGAAAAUGCACUUUCAAGGUAUGAUAGGACGGCUUAUAACCAGAUCCUGAAGAACGCAAGGCCAAAUGGAGUCAACAGAAAUGGACCACCAAAGUUACGGAUCGCAUCAUUGACAUAUCUCCGAUUAUCAGACGAACUCUUGACUGGAAAGAAUUUUAGGAUAUUCAAAACAUUCGUGAGGAAAAUGCACGCCGAUCAGGAUUACUGUCCAGACCCACAAAAGUACUACGAUCCCUUGGUCCCUUUGGAGCGAUCAAAACCAAAGAUUCCAAUUGAGGUAAUUCUAGAAGCAACAAAACCAGAGAAGCCAUUCCCAUUCGAUCCUGAAACAGAUAUGAGUGUCGGCGGCAACUUUGCUGAUUGGCUCGACAAUGUUAUUGACAAAAUCAGUUCGAUAUUUAAGUAAGAGUUCGAACAAUACCAAUAUCUGCAAAUGUAAGCUUGUAAGAGGUUUUGGGGGAAGAUGGUUUCAAUAAAAUGGAAGGAUUCAGUAUAUCAUCCCAUCCUCUAGCUUUGUAGCUAAUCUCUGUGUAAUAGUUCGGCUUUCGACAUCUUCAAUAAGAGUUGUUUUGCAUUUUCUUCUCA
Molecule: messenger RNA, 2053 nt
Organism: Magnolia sinica
Lineage: Eukaryota; Viridiplantae; Streptophyta; Magnoliopsida; Magnoliales; Magnoliaceae
Product: beta-amylase
Exons: 8
Coding region: 99-1874 (591 amino acids)
Biological process (GO): polysaccharide catabolic process
Molecular function (GO): beta-amylase activity
Source: RefSeq, a predicted model, not a curated record